Molecule: messenger RNA, 654 nt
Organism: Paramacrobiotus metropolitanus
Lineage: Eukaryota; Metazoa; Tardigrada; Eutardigrada; Parachela; Macrobiotidae
Exons: 1
Coding region: 1-654 (217 amino acids)
Source: RefSeq, a predicted model, not a curated record
AUGGAUCCGUUUUCUGUCGAUGCAACAGCUGGACGAACCAUCCACGUGUCGAUCAAGUUGAACGGCGUUCCCCUGUUAGUUUUGGAUACCGGUUCCAGCACCAUAGUGACUUUCGACACUUGGCGGUCGGUCAGAUUACCUAUGCUGUCGUUAUACGCGCCCCUCCUGCGAAGCAUCGCUGCGCACGCUCGGAUGGUCUUUGGCACCGUGACAGCGAACCUCACGCAAGGCCGGAACAACAAAUCGCUACCCGUUAUCAUUGCGGUCAGGGGCGGCAAUGUACUGGGCAGAGACUAUAACCGGGCUCUCGGCCUUAGCUGGUUGAGCUUGCGAGAUCGCCAGUCGGCAUCCGCGCCCGUCAUCUCCAAAAUCACGGUGGAUGAACUGCUAGCGAAGCACAGCGUCGUAUUCCGCAAAGAUCUGGGCCACUGCCUGCCCUACAAAGCCCACAUGCACCUGAAACCCGGAGGGACACCGGCAUUCCGCAAGGCGCAACCGGUCCCGUUCUCAUUCCGGGAAGCUCUCGAGCGCUACCUGGACCGCCUCGUGGAAAAGGGCAUGCUUGGUCUGGUCGAUCAGGCGGAGCUAGGCCGCACCGGUGGUGACCACGUAGAAGCUGGCGGGAGACCAGUGUGUAUGGUGGUCGAAGUAUAA